CUCCAAAGAGUCCCUGCAAAGGACUGGGGGGUUCAGAUGGAGACUUUAAUAAGUAGAACAAACACACUGAAAUAUUCAUAAAUAUAACAGCAGCAGCAGCAACAGCAGCAGCUCCCCCCUUCCAAAGGCUCAGUUCGAAAGAAGACAGCCUUUCACUGCAAGCGUGUUGUUGCCUCUCCCCUCUGUUACAUGAGUGAGCUGAUAAUGCACUAUCAGAGCUAGCAGGACACUAUAUAGAGGGGCUUGCUCUGCAACCUUUACUAAGCCUGCAAUUGUUGGCUCCUUCUGGCUCGCCUCAUUGUUUCCAUCUAUGCAGCUUCUCCUUGGCUUGCUGGCUUCAGAAGGCGCUCCCAGAGAUUUUCUUCAAAAGGACUUUACCCUCCACACUAGGACUGCACCAUCCAAAAGGUUCUCGUAUUUCUUUCCAGAGACGUGGUGAGGGAUGGAUAGCCCAGCAGAGACCUCAAGCCUGCUACUCAAUUCUUCCCUGGAAGCUUCGGAGCAAUGUGGCAAAGAGACCCACAUGGAGAACAUCCUUUUUGCAACUUUUUAUCUCCUGGAUUUCAUCCUGGCUCUUGUUGGCAAUGCUCUGGCUCUCUGGCUCUUCAUCCGGGACCAGAAGUCAGGUACUCCAGCCAACAUCUUCCUGAUGCAUCUUGCUGUUGCUGACUUGUCUUUUGUGCUGAUACUUCCCACCCGGGUGGUAUACCAUUUUUCUGGCAAUCACUGGCCAUUUGGUGAGAUCCCAUGCAGACUUACUGGUUUCCUCUUUUAUCUCAACAUGUAUGCUAGCAUCUACUUUCUCAUGUGCAUCAGCGUUGACCGCUUCCUAGCCAUUGUGCAUCCUGUGAAGUCCAUUAAACUCCGCAGGUCACUCUAUGCUCACUUAGCAUGUGCCUUUCUAUGGGCUAUAGUUGCUGUUGCAAUGGCACCUCUGUUGAUCAGUGUGCAGACAGUCCAGAUGAAUAAUACAACUGUCUGCCUGCAACUUUACAGAGAAAAGGCAUCACGCCACGCUCUUAUAUCCUUGGCAGUGGCAUUCACCUUUCCAUUUGUUACUACAGUGACUUGCUACUUAUUAAUCAUCCGCAGCCUAAAAAGUGGCAACAGAGUUGAGAAGCACCUGAAGGAAAAAGCCAUCAAGAUGAUCAUCAUGGUUCUAAUGAUCUUCCUGGUCUGCUUUGUACCCUAUCAUGUCAAUCGCUACAUUUAUAUUCUCCAUUAUGAUGGCACCAAGACUUCCUGUGAAACUCAGCGAAUCCUGGCUCUAAAUAACCGCAUCACUUCUUGCCUCACUAGCCUGAAUGGCGCCCUUGACCCAGUCAUGUAUUUCUUUGUAGCUGAGAAGUUCCGUGAAGCCUUAUGCAGCUUGUUCUGUGGCAAAAAGGCUGUAAUGUUGCCUCAGACUUAUGAAGGAAAGACAAAUGAGAGCUCACUAAGUGCUAAGUCUGAACUGUGAGCAAGUGAAUACAUUUGCUUUCACUUCCGGAUCCAAGAACCCUUUUUCUAACCAACCCAGCUAAGAGAUUUUUUAGUGUGAAAGCCAACAAAGACAAAUGAUGCUAUACCUAGGGUCAGUCUCCUCCUCCUCAAAGUCUGAGAAUCAGUUCAUUCAUCUGAACGCAGCUAAAAGGAGCAAAGGCUAAUUUCCUAGAAAAGAUGUGUUGCAUUCUCAGUAAAUCAUAAGACAUGAAACCAACUGAUGUUUGACUACUUCAUGGUAGGAGCAGGAAGCAAGAAAUUAGUCAAAUCCCAAUUUCUUCAUCUAAAAGACAACACACUCCAGCUGGAUUCAAGCAAACACAGACCACACCAAGAAAUAAGCCAAUUAGCAUCACAGCCCUAAGAUAUAGCUUCUGAUCUUUUCCCUGCACAACCUAGAAACCCUUCCCUGAAAUCCAAUGUUAUUUUCACUGUGGAGGUUGUUUUGAGGUGGCAGAGGGUAAAGCAUGUCUAGAUCUACUGUGUAGAAUUCACAGAGAGUUUGGAAUAGAGUGGAUAAGGGAUUCCUGUAAAACAGGAAGAAGGAAAAACCUUUGAUGGGACCAGCCAGGGGCCAGAAUUAAGGGGGGACAGCCACAGUUUCCAAACUAAAGAGGUCUAAGAUAAAAAAGCCUCAUUUGUGCAGAGCAUUGGGCCAUAUACAGUAAAAGAAAAAUCACAGUAUUAUUUUUACUUGUCCUUAGAAUGGUGGGCCAUGGUCCCAUUAGCUGUGUGCACCUACAGGUUUGGCAGCAUUUUCUAAACUAGUUUUGUUAUACAGUCUUCUAUGAAUUAUUGUUGCCUGAAAUGAUCACAGUACGAUAAAGAUACCAACACAGAGGGAAUCAUGAGAUGUGGAUCAGGAAAACUGCAAAUCAAGGGAAGCUUUAUUUCCUUUUAGUAAAUGCUGAACCUGAAACUCUGAAUUUCUGCAAAAUAGUUAACCAAAAAGAAAAUAGGCAGGUGUGCUGAAGAAGUGUAACCCAGCCCACCUUGGAGGACGCUCAAAGAUUUUUAAAGGUAUUUUAUAAUUAUUUACAUUCUGCUUCAUAUAUUUUGGCUGUUCAAACAUUUUGUCUGCUACAGAUGAUUGCUAACCUAUGUUAGCUUCACUACCCUCCCUACAAUAAACUACUCCCAGUGAAAUGAACCCAGGAAGAAAGCAGGGAAGGAAAGGGAGAUAAUGAAGUACAAGCUGACAGAACAGAAGAACCCAUAAGGAAUUGUAUUAUGCCAAUCAUGUUUCCCUGGAAAGAUGGGAACUACAUUAAGCCAUACAACAGUCCAGUCGUAUUUACAUAUACUUUUCAUGUCAUUAGGAGAAACUCCAUGCGUCUUGCAGAGUUUGGAUCCUAAAUUAUGAAGUCAAACAGCUUUGUAUUGUAGUUGAUAGUUGCUGGAAUCCUGACUGCUUCCUCAGAAGAUAGAAUCAUAGAAAGUUAGGAUUGGAAGGGACCUCAGGAGGACAUCUAGUCUAACCCCCUGCUCAAAGCAGAACCAUUCCCAGCUAGAUCAUCCCAGCCACAGCUUUGUCUACCUGGGUUUUGAAGACCUCCAAGAAUGGAGCUUCCACUUCUCUGGGUAAUCUGUUCUAGUGUUUGACUACCCUUCUAGUGACAAAAUUCUUCCUAAUAUCUAACCUAAACUUCCCUUGCUGCAACUUGAGACUGUUGCUCCUUGUUCUGUCAUCUGCCACCACUGAGAUACCCUGAACUGCUCACGGAUACUAUGCAGACUGGACAGAGGAAUAAACCAGGGAGCUGAAAAGAAAAUCCAAGGACUUUACUUCCGGAAGGCAGGCUGUUGGAUUUGUGGAGGACUACUUUACAGAGAAGGAAUUACAGAGGUCUCCUUGCUGGACAAGGCACAGCUGCAACCUUCUCCUUCCAUUUCCUAUUUUGGUUGCCUCUUAGGCAUGACCGUUUCCCUUCAGUGACUCUCCCAGAUCCUGCUGGACAGACAUAUGAAUCCUGAAGCUAGAUUAGAAUUCUGCAGCAUAGUAAACUACAAGUGCCUAGCUCUGUUCUUACCAUGAUGUGCUUUUGUGCAUGUUUCCUGCCUUGUUUAUAUUUAUCUUGUCAAUUUUUAAACAAAAUUUUCUGGGAAGUUUGUUUGUACAUAUUUCACAUCUGUAAAAUGAAUAAUUUUAAAGAGCCAGUGAGGACACAGUCUUUAUGUGAACACAGAUUCCCUCUUAGUAUUUUGCUAAGUGCUCAGGAGUCCUGGCCGUGGCUGCAGUAGGCCAGCUCCCUUUUGUCCUUCACCUGCUAUCUUCUGCAUAGAAUCCUUUGCUUUGCCCAUCAGUCUCCUGCCUCUUCCUGACUCUAUCCACAAUCUAUUGGUUUCUGUCUUCUGUCUCUCCUCGCAUUUUCCUAGAUGAGGAAAACCUUAACCUUUUCUUUCCAUUUUCUCACUUUUUAACCAAUGUCUGGCUCAGAGUUCAUUUUAUACCUUUAUUUCCCUAAAAGUACUUCUGCUCUCACAUUCACAGUCAACUGUCAGGACCCCAACAGCUCCUGCUCUCCCUUACCUGCCAGCAUUCUUCACAAAGCCCAGGUCAGCAAGUGCCACAUCACAGAGCUCACAACGGAAGCAGUCUGGGUGCCAGUUAUUGUUCAUUGCCUUGAUCACUCGUCCGAUAAUGAACUCACCUUGGAAAGGAAAAUACAACCCUUAGAUGAAAGUAAAAACUUUGCAGCAAGAAUCCUUCCCCUCCCCAUUGCUGUUCCCUUUUAAUGUUCCAAGGCCUUGUAUACACUGACUCCAAAAACAUCAUUCCAUCCCAGGUGUCCAAUAUCAAAAACAUGACUUUCUUGUUGCUCACUGCUCAACUUCUGUUUCUGUUCAGAGAUCCCCCUCUUCAAAGUGACCCUUAGGUUAGAAUUUUUAUUACCAUGAAGGAAUAAUUCCUUCCCCAUGACAUCCACCAAAGGAAAGAGAGAGGCUGGACACAUUUACAUGUGGAUAUCUUACCACAUUCCCCGCAGCAAGGUGCAAACAGCAUCUGGAAAUCAUGUUCACAAUACUUCCGACCUUCAAACUGUAAACAAAACAAAGGAGACAAAGCCCUGGGUAAAUUACAAACUAUCCACAAGAAAAAUUCAAAUGGUAUUGUUAGUGUUUGCAUGUUUGUAAAGGUCCAUAACUCCCUCUCUCAGUUGUUUAUUAUUUCCUUGAAAAGAAAUCCUUGGGUAAUGAAACUUUCCAUAUUUGCACUCAGUCCCAUACUGACUUUUCAUGGGAAGUGGAGUUAAAUCAGCAAGGGUAUUUUUAGGUUAGGCAAAAGAUGUAGGGAAAGGGGAAAAGACCAUCACAUACAACCCCACUUUUCCAUGAUUGGCUUUUUCUAUGCUUUUAUUUUAUGUUAACAUCAUUUAAAAAAUAAGCUCUACCACAAUCAUCCCCCAGAAAGAUGUACCUUUGGGACCUAAUGGUCACUGCCCAUUCACCUUUAACAGCGAUGUCUGAACUAGCCCUGAAAGAUCUUUAUGCACUGGCUAGGGAAAGGCAGAGAAGCACUAAAGUGCUUGAAUCUGCAGUGUGCUGAAUUCGAUUCCCACAGUGCCAAUAAGAGAGAAGGAUGCUCACUAAGCAUCACCCUGUAUCAGAUUUAAGGAACAAGUCUGAUAACUGUCUGCAGCUUCCCAGAUGCAACCACCUCACCUCAUAGAAGAGUCCAUCUGGGAACUGUCGAAAACACUGAGCGCAGACAAAGCAGUUCUCAUGAUAAAGCUCCCCAUUGCUGUUCACAAUCCUCUCUGCAGGAUCGAAGCGAGCCUGGCAGCGAUCACACACUGCAUUUGCAAGGGCAUCCGACAUAUUACUGGGGGGGAAUAAAGGCAAGAAUCAGAACACAAGCAAUAGCACACAUAGUCAUAUGAACACGGAUACGCCACACUUGUUAACACCAGGAAUUUUCUCCUUAGUUUUGUUUUACUUAAAAAGAAAAAGAAAAUAAUUUAAAAAAAGGAAGAUUAUUCAGUAUUAUAUAUAUUCACAUUAAUGUAUAUGUAUAUGACCUACAUGUUAUAUAGCUCUCACCUGAGAACAGGUGAGAACCAUAUAAAAAUUUGCAGACGCAUGUGAAGUCUUCAUUUAUUGGGCACUUCUGAUGGUUUCACUUUCCCUUUGCACACCAAUCCAUGUCCUAACAAGUUACACCAGUCAGACACUACAGACACACUGUGUAAAGUAACGAGGAAAAGAAAAACUAAGACACACCUUGCAAAAAAUGGUUUGCUUUUCUUUUCCUCAAAUGUGAACUGCUUCACCCUCUUUCAAAAUAAGACAAAUUUGCCAGUGAAAUGGCAGGAAUGGAUUCAGUCCAGGUUCUUCAUGUAUUAAAAUGUCACAGCUUUAGAAUUCUGUUAGUCCUCAUGCCUCUGAAGGGCUAGGAAAGGGAACUAAUAAUGAAACAGGAGGGGAAGAGUUCCAGUUUCUUAAUGGGAGCAGCUCUGUUAAAUUCCAGAAUGCCCCUAAGUAUCAUGCUUUAAUAUUGUGGCAUUUUAUGUACAGGCAAGUUAUUUCAUGCCAUUCCUAAAUUGUUUUAAGGCUCCCCCUGAGCUUUGUGUUGCUGGACUGCAAGUACUUUUACAGCCGGAUGGAUUUAAAGAUAAUCUCAAUAUUUUUAAGAAUCUCAAACAUUUAUGCAAUAGUUUCCCUGGGGUACAAGAUGCAUGCACAAAAUGUGUGAGGAAUCAGUUGGUAUACACUGCUUAAAUCAAUACUUGUUCACUAUGAGCAACUACACCCCAGGGAAUUACGUGUAGAAAAAUUCAAAAUUAUGAACAGAAAAAUUCAAAAUUUUGCAAAAUGAAUUACUUUGUUUUUUUCUACAAAUUAAACUAAAUAUAAAGCUA
Molecule: messenger RNA, 6341 nt
Organism: Alligator mississippiensis (American alligator)
Lineage: Eukaryota; Metazoa; Chordata; Crocodylia; Alligatoridae
Gene: GPR17
Product: G protein-coupled receptor 17
Exons: 2
Coding region: 443-1459 (338 amino acids)
Biological process (GO): positive regulation of Rho protein signal transduction; phospholipase C-activating G protein-coupled receptor signaling pathway
Cellular component (GO): membrane
Molecular function (GO): G protein-coupled receptor activity
Source: RefSeq, a predicted model, not a curated record